CACGCUGUUAAAAAUUUGCAGAUAUAGAUACAAUAUUGCUACUUCGUUAUGAGUAAAUUAGCGCUCUGUAUUCUUAUUUGUCUCUGCCUAGGAGAACGAGUGCGUACUGAAGACAAAACUUUAACUGGAGAUAAUGUAGAAGUGAAGGUUCUAGGCAAAUCAGGAAAAAUAUCGUUAACGAUUAACCCCCCGGCAGAGUCGGAAAAUGAGGUAUCUCAAGUCACAGUAAACUGGGACGAAUUAAAAGAGGUCGAUGGAGAUGGAAAUGACGUGACCGAUAAAAGAUUUAAUACUUUUGCGAACCAAGAUUUUACCUACUCAGACAUAGAAAACACGACAUAUUCAGAUAUAGAAGCCCAAAUGAUAUCGUUCUCUGCUUCGCUGGCUAAACAACAAACUACACUAGGUAAUCUGACUGUUGUAAUGUACAUCUUCAAAGAAAUGGGAACUUUGAGCUUGGGUGAAGAAACCCACACAGUCCACCCGGGAACUCUCAAGUUCAACAUCGUUAUCGAAAAUUGGACAUGGGGUGCUGACUCGGAUGCACACAUGCUGGAAUUCGUCAUCGAUAUUAAGGGCAAGGCUGAUGAUGCUGUGAAGAAAGAGACCGAGACUGGAGAGCCACAGACAUUUGACAUGGGUGCGAAUACCAAUUUGGUUCUGUCCCAAAAGGUAAAGACGUCCGAUAGUGGUGAUUGGACAGAUAUGCCAACUGGUUAUCCAGACUACACCACCAAAGGAAAUAAGAAAAUGUUUAUCUUCCGUUUUCCCAAAGGGGACAAAAUCACAUAUGAUCCAUCACUGGAGAGUGCACCUUCCUCCAGCGUUGCCAUAGUAGGCAACACUCUAGUGUUUCUACUGGCUAUGGUUGCGGCUGCAAUCUGCAGUAAUUAAAAUGCCAACAUAAGUAACUAUAUUUUUGUCAUUGUCCUGUCA
Messenger RNA from Priapulus caudatus, 936 nucleotides. Its product is annotated as skeletal aspartic acid-rich protein 2-like. Lineage: Eukaryota; Metazoa; Priapulida; Priapulimorpha; Priapulimorphida; Priapulidae. The coding region runs from base 49 to 894 and encodes 281 amino acids. The transcript is spliced from 4 exons. The record is from RefSeq and is a predicted model, not a curated record.